Eruca vesicaria subsp. sativa (arugula) is the source of this 2305-nucleotide messenger RNA. The record is from the annotation of a GenBank genome assembly. NCBI's taxonomy places the organism in Eukaryota, Viridiplantae, Streptophyta, Magnoliopsida, Brassicales, Brassicaceae.
GCUGCUUCGACUAGCUUCUUGGAUAAGGUCCGACUCUUCCACAGCGAAGAAACACCAAAGAGAAAGAAAGAAAUGUCAUUUCAUCUAUACUCCUCUCCUUCAUCGCUUCUCCACGAUCCUAAUCUCCUCUCAGUUCUCCCUAAAUCCACUCCAAGGAGUUUCCUUUGUUCCUACAGCCCAAGAAACCUUCUCCAGACAAGCCACGUGUCAGUACAAGAAGCGAUUCCGCAUGAAACCCACAUCGAAAAAUCCAAACUUGAUGCGAACCCACCAGACGCGGGCUCCAAAAGACACCCCUGGGUGAACCCCAAGAGCCCUAGAGCUUCUCAGCUCCGUAGAAAGUCAUACGACUCGAGGUACUCUUCUCUCGUCAAACUAGCUGAGUCUCUAGACGCGUGUGCCCCAAACGAGGCUGAUGUCUCUGAUGUAGUAACUAAGUUCGGUAGUAACCUCUUUGAGCAAGAUGCUGUUGUUACUCUCAACAACAUGAAAAACCCUGAAACAGCGCCUCUUGUGUUGAACAAUCUCCUUGAGAAGAUGAAAAAACCCACCAGGGAAGUGAUUCUCUACAAUGUCACAAUCAAAGUGUUGAGGAAGUCCAAGGAUUUGGAGAACUCGGAGAAGCUGUUCCAGGAUAUGCUUCAGAGAGGUGUUAAACCAGACAACGCAACUUUCACUACUUUAAUCAGCUGUGCUAGGCAAUGUGGUUUACCUAAGAGAGCUGUUGAGUGGUUUGAGAAAAUGCCUUCCUUUGGUUGUGACCCUGAUAACGUCACUUUAGCUGCUAUGAUUGAUGCUUAUGGGCGUGCUGGUAACGUUGAGAUGGCCUUGAGCUUGUAUGACCGUGCAAGGACUGAGAAAUGGCGUAUUGACGCUGUUACGUUUUCGACUUUGAUUAGGAUAUAUGGUUUCUCCGGAAACUAUGAUGGGUGUCUUAAUAUCUAUGAAGAGAUGAAGUCUCUUGGUGUGAAGCCUAAUCUGGUUAUUUACAAUAGGUUGUUGGAUUCUAUGGGUAAAGCCAAGAGGCCUUGGCAGGCGAAGAUUAUCCACAAGGAUCUUAUUAGCAAUGGCUUUGAACCUAACUGGAGUACUUAUGCUGCUCUUAUUAGAGCCUAUGGUAGAGCUCGUUACGGGGAUGAUGCACUUGUUAUCUACAGAGAGAUGAAGGAGAAAGGGUUGGAGUUAACUGUGAUUCUUUACAAUACUCUCUUGUCCAUGUGUGCUGAUAUCGGGUAUGUGGAUGAGGCUUUUGAGAUUUUUCAAGAUAUGAAGAGUUCUGGGACUUGUGUUCCUGACAGCUGGACCUUCUCAUCGCUGAUCACUGUGUACUCUUGCUGUGGGAGGGUUUCAGAGGCUGAGGCGGCUCUGGUUGAAAUGAGAGAAGCUGGUUUUGAGCCUACUCUUUUUGUCCUCACGUCAGUGAUCCAGUGUUAUGGGAAAGCCAAGCAGGUUGAUGAUGUUGUGAGGACAUUCGAUCAGGUGUUGGAACUUGGUAUAGCUCCGGACGAGAGAUUCUGUGGCUGCCUUCUGAAUGUAAUGACCCUGACACCGAGGGAGGAGAUUGGUAAACUCGUUGAAUGUGUGGAGAAGGCUAAGCCGAAGCUUGGUCAAGUAGUAAAGAUGUUGGUACAGGAUGAAAACUGCGAGGAAGGGGUGUUGAAGAAGGAAGCAUCUGAGCUGAUUGAUUCUAUUGGCUCUGAUGUGAAGAAAGCAUAUUUGAAUUGCUUGAUUGAUCUCUGUGUCAAUCUCAAUAACCUUGAGAAAGCUUGUGAGAUUCUACAACUGGGGCUGGAGCUUGACAUUUAUUCAGGUCUACAAUCGAAAUCUGCUACUCAAUGGUCAUUACAUCUGAAAAGUCUCUCUCUUGGGGCAGCCUUAACCGCUCUUCAUGUUUGGAUGAACGACUUAACAGAGGCAGCUCUGACAUCUGGAGAAGAGUUGCCUCCGUUGCUUGGAAUCAACACUGGACAUGGGAAACACAAAUACUCAGACAAAGGUCUAGCAGCUGUUCUUGAGUCUCACUUAAAGGAGCUUAAUGCUCCCUUCCAUGAAGCUCCGGACAAGGUUGGUUGGUUUUUGACUACAAGUGUUGCAGCAAAGGCAUGGUUGGAGUCUAGACGUUCGUCAGGAGAAGUUUCUGUGUAGUUUUCCUCAUCUUUCGUAUGUACUUUUGAUAUAUCUAUGUGGCUUCGAGCUUUUUUCAUCCUGAUACCGGAAGUUUCUGGAUCAGUGAAGAUUUUUGUAAUGCUAGCAAACUCAGUGUUAUACACAUUUGAUUACUAUUUAGAGAGCUGAUAAAGUCUCC